CUUGUUCUCACCGAGUCAUCUUCCUUGGCAGUCCUACCUCGUCAGCCACCCAACUUUUCUUAACUUAUCUUGCCUCUACUCUCAUGCCUCCUUCUCUUUUCCUCGUCUUUCCUGUUCUCAGAGCCAUCAAGGCACCCAGGCUGGACUUGUGAGAGUCACUGUCUCCUGCCCUUGACCCCCUAUACUCAGUUUGCCACCUGCGCCCCCCAAAUCUGCCUCCUUAAUGUCUUCUGUACAGGGUUUGCUGGAUGCUGCUGCUCUAGGUGUGACCGUAUUGGUCAGGGUUCUGCAGAGUCGCAGAAUCAACAGGACACACACACAGAGUCAUGCGCCAAAUAACAACAUUUGGGUCAAUGAUGGACUUGCAGGACUGGAAGUUGCUCUGGUUGGAGCCCUGCCCCGGCUGUGUGACGUGCUGCGGGUGCUGCAGGAGGAGCGGGACCAGUGCCUUCUGGAACUCUCCAGAGAGCCAACGGGAGACCUGCGCACGCAGCAGCCGGUGACAGACUUCUGCAGUGGGACAGGCGGCCCGGGAGACUUCACUCAGAGGGGACGAAGGCAUCAAGGAGGCUGCGUGGGGCUAUGGGACAAUACGAGCUGCUGGCCGUCCUCUGCGCCGGGACAGACUGUGCAAGUGGCGUGCCCGAGAUUCCUCCAGCUGCUCACGAGCAGAAACGGUUCCAUGUUUCGAAACUGCACACACGACGGCUGGUCAGAAACCUUCCCCAGGCCUGACUUGGCCUGUGGGGUUAACAUGAACGACUCCUCCAACGAGAAGAGGCACUCGUACCUGCUGAAGCUGAAGGUCAUGUACACGGUGGGCUACAGCUCCUCCCUGGUGAUGCUCCUGGUGGCCCUCAGCAUCCUCUGCACUUUCCGGAAGCUCCACUGCACGCGCAACUACAUCCACAUGCACCUGUUCGUGUCCUUCAUCCUGCGCGCCCUGUCCAACUUCAUCAAGGACGCCGUGCUCUUCUCGGAUGAUGUCGCCCACUGCGAUGCCCACAGGGUGGGCUGCAAGCUGGUCAUGGUCUUCUUCCAGUACUGCAUCAUGGCCAACUACGCCUGGUUGCUGGUGGAAGGCCUCUACCUUCACACACUCCUCGUUGUCUCCUUCUUCUCAGAGAGGAAGUACCUCCAGGGAUUUGUCGCCCUCGGGUGGGGUUCUCCAGCCAUUUGUGUUGCUUCGUGGGCUAUCACCAGGCUCCUUCUGGAAGACGUUGGGUGCUGGGACAUCAACGCCAAUGCAUCUAUCUGGUGGGUCAUUCGAGGGCCUGUGAUCCUCUCCAUCCUGAUUAAUUUCAUCCUUUUUAUAAACAUUCUAAGAAUCCUGAUGAGAAAACUUAGAACCCAAGAAACAAGAGGAAAUGAAGUGAACCAUUACAAGCGGCUGGCCAAGUCCACCCUCCUGCUGAUCCCCCUCUUUGGCAUCCACUACAUCAUCUUCGCCUUCUCCCCAGAGGACGCCAUGGAGAUCCAGCUGUUUUUUGAAUUGGCCCUUGGCUCAUUCCAGGGACUGGUGGUGGCUGUCCUCUACUGCUUCCUCAACGGAGAGGUGCAGCUGGAGGUUCAGAAGAAGUGGCGGCAGUGGCACCUCCAUGAGUUCCCACUGCGCCCCGUGGUCCCCCGCUCCUCCUUCAGCAAUGGCACCAAGGCCAGCACCUCGGAGCAGAGCCAGAGCACCUGCAGGGGCAGUGUCAUCUGAGAGGCUGGAGUGGGGACACCAUGGACAGAGGCUAACGUGGCUCCUAAGAGGGCUGGACGCUGAUCCGGGACAGCCCAUGUUCCCAGCGGACACCCUGUGUUCUCUCCUGUGUGGGCGAUGCCCCUCCCCCAGGCCUUGGAUUCCUAAGAACUGAACAGAAGGGACCUGGGGCACCAUGGCACAGGACUGGGCUUGGGAUUUGGUCUGUUUGCUCUUCUGGGAAGAGCAGCUCAAGGGACCCUAAAGGCAGCAGGGAAAUAAAAGCCCUUGGCUCCAGGCAAAUCCUGUCUAUCACUGCAAUUCACCUGUAUAGUGGCUCUCACCUGAGUUAAAUCAAUCUAGUAAAGUCACAGUGGAGGUCAGGGCAGCCCGAGGGCCCCCAGCCCCUUUUAGUAUCCCUGACAGGGUAUGAGGCACACCCCUGUUCUUCCUGCUCUUUUAUAGCUGUCCUCAGCCUGGGAGGCAGGUGUAGCAGAAAAUGAGAUGGGAUCAUAUUUUACAAAUGAGAAACAGGUCCACCAAGAUCCUAUACUCACCCAAGCCACUCAGCAAGGAGGUGGAGAUUGGAUCUCAAAUGCCCAUGCUCCCAGGCAGGGAAGGACAGAGGCCCGUCUCCUGCCCCACCAAGCUCUUAGGGACUUUUGUCUCACCCUGCACUCUGGCUCUCAGUUCUUCUGAGUAUCUGGACUCCCUGCCCCCAAGUGGGGAUGAAAGAGGACUAAAUAUUUGAACCCUUUCAAAACACAAAACCUGCUAGUGCUCAGGGUGUGGCAUUCUGGAAAGCAGAGAUAACUCCCCCCAGUGUUGAGGGAAAAGCAUCUUGCUUGUGGGUGGACCAACUCUAGUCCUGGCUUUGGGUGACCCUGGACAAGUGUGUCCCUCUCUGGGCCCUGGCUCCCCACCUCCCCUCCCUCACUGACCUCCUCCACUCCUUAGAGACUGCCCAGCUUCCCACUUCCCAGGCUAAGGUGUGGCCUGUGGGUCAAUGAGCUCUGCUCGCUGCAGAA
Messenger RNA from Microcebus murinus (gray mouse lemur), 2712 nucleotides. Lineage: Eukaryota; Metazoa; Chordata; Mammalia; Primates; Cheirogaleidae. The record is from RefSeq and is a predicted model, not a curated record.